Molecule: messenger RNA, 4618 nt
Organism: Nerophis ophidion (straightnose pipefish)
Lineage: Eukaryota; Metazoa; Chordata; Actinopteri; Syngnathiformes; Syngnathidae
Product: acyl-CoA-binding protein-like
Exons: 4
Coding region: 102-422 (106 amino acids)
Biological process (GO): fatty acid metabolic process
Molecular function (GO): fatty-acyl-CoA binding
Source: RefSeq, a predicted model, not a curated record
GCAAGUCUUAAAGCUCACACCUGGAAUGCAGCUCCAACAGUUCCAAGGAGUCUUCUCUCUGCAGCCAUGGCCGUACGUAACUAUGAGCUUUAAAGCUUUUUAUGUCCACCCUGGUCCUUGUAGUCUCGUUAAAGACCCCGACAGUACUCAAGGAUCUCUUCGAGACAGCGGUGGAGGAGGUGAAGGUGCUGAGAACGCAACCCAAGUAUGAAGAAAUGAAAGAGCUGUAUGCGCUGUACAAGCAGGCCACCAUCGGGGACGUUAACUUUGAUCGUCCGGGCGUGUUCAACCCUACAGGAAGAGGGAAAUGGGAUGUCUGGAACCGAAAGAAAGCUUGUGGUUCCGCAGGCAUGACCCAGGACGAGGCCAAGGUCGCCUACGUGGACCUGGUGGAGGCGCUGAAGGCAAAGUACGGAAUGUAACGCGAGUCCCGCGUUGCCAUCCCUCACAUUUGGGAAAACAGAAAACGUUUCGGUUUGAGUUGAGUCUCCAAACUCCCGAGAGCUAAAAGUCGACAAUUUGGAGUUCAAACUACAUUUCCUUUAACCGAUGUGCCGGAGCAGACCGAGCGCUCGUGAGUACAGCGAUGUCACCUCUGUUGUCUUAGGGAUGGGGCCCAGUCCGGUACUCAUUUUUUAUAUUUUUUUGGCGCCGAUUCACGUAAAAAUCCACGUCCUGUUGCUGACUCUGCACUUGGCGAUCACUGCAGCAGCACUGAGAGCGGACUCCGCCAAACCACUUCUAGGUAAUGUUGCAAUUUUCAAUGCCGACAAAGAAAUUGACUCGAAAAAAAACGUAAGCGAGUCUCCGCUUGUCCCAAAAAAAUGCAUUAGCUUGAUGCUAAUAUACAUUGGUUUUGCCAUUGACAUGCUACUGAUUAGCAUUGGCGAUUUCACACCUCCAAAAGUGUUAAUGACAACCACAACUAGGAUGCACGUUACAAUCAAAACAGCUGGUGCGUGAUACGUGCAAUACUUACAGUACUAACACUUUUUAGGGCGCAACAAAAACAUGAAAAAAACCACCAUAAAUUAUACACUACUGCCAUCUAAUGGCUUGGACUUGUAACUGUUAUUAGAUACUUGCAAAUGUGACAAUAAAACAAGAUAUAACAACAGGACGGCAGUUUUCAUUUAAUCUUUAAAUGUUGCAAUAAAAAAUGAGGUUUUAUUUAAAAAACGAGAGAUGUCCGAUAAUGGCCUUUUUUGCCGAUAUUCCGAUAUCAUCCAUUCCGAUUCCGAUGUAUACGGUCGUGUAAUUAACACAUUAUUAUGCCUAAUUUUGUUGUGAUGCCCCCCGCUGGAUGCAUUAAACCAGGGGUGUCCAAACUUUUUCCACUGAGGGCCCCACCCUGAAAAAUCAAAGCAAGCGGGGGCCAUUUUUAUAUUCUUUUAUUUUAAAAACCAAUACAAUAUAUGUAUGAAAAAUAUACAUUUAGGCCUCCACUCAGUCAUGAUUCCGGGGACCACAAAGGGUUUUGGUCAAAAUAAAAAUAAAAUAUGUGUCAUUAUUCAGUGUUAUUAUUUUCAUAAUUAUUCAAGUUUUACAUCUCUAAAUCAACAUUAGGAAAGAAAAAAUGGAAAAAACACAAAAUAUGCAAUAUUUUCACCCAAUAACUUUUUUAGGUGGAAUAUUUGAGAUUAUCUAAUAAUUGGAGCCUUAAUUUUGGAUUUUGCUUCAUUAUUAUUUUUUGAGCAAUGACACUUAAAAACAAAUCACACUAAAAUAAUUGGGGAUCCAAAAGGGUCCUACUCAUUAAUAUGUUAAAAAAUAAAUUUACUUUUAGCACAAUAAUCUCGAGAUCCACUUCAGAUAUGUCCGUCAAUUUUAAGUUUUAUUGUUGUUUAUGUUUUUUGUUUGUUUCAGGUCCUUCUUUUAAAAAAACAACUCAAUUUUUUUAUAUGGCAAAACACAAAAAUAUGCAACAUUUCCCCCCAAAAAUACCUCAAAGUGGAAUAUUUAAUGUGACGUAAUUGAAGCCUUGAAUAGGUCAAUAAUUUAAAAUGACAUUGAUUUUGAUUUAUUAUUAUUUUUUAAAGAAAGAAACAGCCUGCAUGGCAGCUUUGUGUUAUUAAAGCAUUGCAACAUUUUCUUGUUACAUUUCACCUGUUUGCUCUUUUAUAUCACUUUUUAUGUAUUUAAUUUUUUUCAAUUGUAUUUUUAAACUCUGCCAUGGGGCCGUUAAAAAAUGACCCGCGGGCCGCACUUUGGACACCUCUGUAUUAAACAUUGUAACAAGGUUUACCAAAAUAAGAGAACAACUUCAACUCCAGUUAAGGAAAAACAUUUAUUAUUGAAGUCACAAAGUUCAUUAUUUAUUUCAGUGCCCUAAACCAAAAUCACAGGGGGCAACCAUUCUCCCAAAUUUCUCCCGAUUCCCACCUGGACAACAAUAUUGGGGGCGUGCCUUAAAGGCACUGCCUCAAGCGUCCUCUAAAACCUUUCGUCACGUCCGCUUUUCCUACGUAGAAACAGCUUUUACACACACACACACGCUAAUGCAAUGCAAGCUUGGUCAACAGCCAUACAGGUCACACUGAGGGUGGCCGUAUAAACAACUUUAAGACUGUUACAAAUAUGCGCCACACUGUGAACCAACACUAAACGAGAAUGACCAGCAAAUUUCGGGAGAACAUCCGCACUGUAACACAACAUAAACACAACAGAACAAAUACACAGAAUCCCUUGCAGCACUAACUCUUUCUGGAUGCUACAAUAUAAAAAUGUAUUAUUAGGAAAAGUGUAUUAUUGGAAAAGUUUAUUUUGAUAUUUUCCUGAGAAGGCUGCAAAUAGAAAAGAGGCAUUCAAUUUCUAUUUAAAUUUGAUUUGAUAAGCCAUUGCUAUUUUUAAAUUAUUAGUAUUGUUUGAAAUUUGAUUUUGCAUGUCACUAUAAAGUUAUAUAACUCGCUUGUUCAAUAUUCAAUGCAAAACUUGUUUGGGUCCCUAUUAAAAGGUUCAUUUGUUCAACCUUAGCCCGCGGCUUUGUUCAGUUUAAAAUUUUGGCCCACUCUGUAUUUGAGUUUGACACCCCUGGUCCAGAGUAUACUACAGUAAUAAAGUAAACAAUAACAUAGUCCUCCUUUAGUGCAAGACUGCCUGGUAUACUGUAUAACAGGAAAUUAUAAACUGGGUUCAAACGUAUUUGUUUGAGUAACACAAAUAUUCUGCAAGUUAGUGGUGAGUGCUUGAAGUGGCCCACCAGUCUUUCAGAGCUUCUGAAAUGCUGCGUUGAGACAGGGCAUCUCCUUUCACACCAAACUCCACCGCAGCUUUCGCCAAUCUGCGUGCGUCGUCCCUUACCACAACUGGGGUGGUUUUUGUUGUAUUUUUUGUUUUUUACCGGCGGAGUCUUUAAGUCAGUGGUCCCCAACCUUUUUGUAUCCGCGGACCGGUCAAUGCUUAAUAAUUUGUCCCGCGGCCCGGGUGGGGGGGACUUUUUUUUUUUUUCUUUGUCAUGAAAAAAGGAUGUUUUUCUCAUGAAAAAGGGAGGUUUUUGUGGUUGGUGCACUAAUUGUAAGUGUAUAUUGUGUUUUUUUAUGUUGAUUUAACUUAAAUUUUUUAUUUAUUUAUUUAUUUUUUUAAAUAAAAAUGAAUAAAAAAUUAUUCUGCGGCCCGGUGGUUGGGGACUACUGCUUUAAGCGACAACAGCAUGGUUCUACUUUUUUUCAGAGUUUGCUUUUCAUCCAUCUUCCGCUUGUAUUCAUCCCGUAUCUCCUCCAUGAUUUUUGAAGAGGUGGGAGAUAAAAUUGCUCGUAUUAAAGAAAGAAGUCUUGUUUUUGUUUUCUUUCAAACUUUUUGCAGUUAUUGCAAAUUGCCAGUUUUUUUUUAAUCCGUCAGAGACGCUUUCAAAAUAAUCCCAAACCAUCAGUAGUCAGUCACCGAGAGAGCUGGCUCGUUAGCCACGGCUACGGCACCGGCAACAACACACUCUUGUUGUGACGCUGCGCUCGCGGCGGUUUGAUGAGGUCAUCAAGCGUCGCCGUGUUGUGUGUUUAUGUACCGCUCCGUACAGCGGCGUUUUAAAAAGUCAUUAAUUUUACUUUUUUGAAACCGAUACUGAUAAUUUCCGAUAUCGCAUUUUAAAGCACCGAAAAUAUCGGCAGGCUGAUAUUAUCGGACAUCUCUAUCAAAAACAAUUAUGUAUCAACACACGCAAAAGUAUCCAAAAUUGGUACCAGUAUGGCUUCCCAGGUACCGUAUCGGUUCUAACGUGAUCGGUGCCCAUCCCUAAACACAACUGCUGGCCAAGAGGAAAGGUGAUGAGAACCAUAGAACAGGACACAUUGUGGCAAACGGACAAUUACAAACAUGUUUACAGCAAAAACAUCUUCCAAGGGUGAGUAGUUUUAUUCAUUUAAAGAUGUUAAACUUACACUAAUGACACUUAAUUGGUGAUUUAAUCACAAUCCAAAGAUUUGUAUUGUCUGUUUUCAAAAUAAACCAAACAGGAAGUCAAGCAGCGUCGUCCGAGUUAGACUUUGGAGGCUCCUCUGUACUUGUCUCUGUACUUGCUUUGGCUUUUUUCAAAAAACCCGAACCAAAAUACUGACAGGAGUGUAUCGACUCCCUUCCAAUGAGAUUAGGAAUCUGCAUCCUUCAAAAUAAAAUGUCACUUGUA